Molecule: messenger RNA, 1924 nt
Organism: Macroventuria anomochaeta
Lineage: Eukaryota; Fungi; Ascomycota; Dothideomycetes; Pleosporales; Didymellaceae
Product: UPF0187-domain-containing protein
Exons: 3
Coding region: 413-1837 (474 amino acids)
Molecular function (GO): chloride channel activity
Source: RefSeq, a predicted model, not a curated record
GCUCGCACGACACAGCUUUCGGCAAUCAUGACUCGCCAGCGCAUCUCACAGUCCCGUGUUUCACACACAGGGAGCCCGUGAUAGCACCCUGCCAAGCCGGCCAGUGUCUGAAUCAGAGCUGCGCAUCACCGCUCCCACUGCGCAAUCAUAAUCGGUUGGACUCGCGUAUUGCUGCCUUGCCCUUUACAGCAUCGCCAUAAAUGUGCCGUUGGACACACAGCGCCACCUAAAGAUGUUCAAACGCCAGGUCUGGAUCGCAUAUUUUCUAUUGGGCGGUGAGAUGCAGAAGAGACGGUCAGGGAUAGGGGCACGCAACAUAAUAUGAAGUGCUCGCGUGUUGCAGUCUUGAACGCGAAUAGCUACUGGUGUUGACCUCUCGCUGUCUCUUCGUACAUAACAACAAUCGAUCGUAAUGGCGGAGAAGACGCAGAACACGGCAAAGGUGUCGAAUGGCACAAAUGGUGCAUCGACACGGCCACCACUAAAGAAGCAAGAUAGCGACAAGGAUUUCGACGACUACUUCAUCGGACCACGCGACCUUGACCACCACUCGAAAUGGCCUGUCUUCCUUCGCAUUCAUGGCAGCGUGACACCAGAAAUGGUCCUGCCGCUGCUCUUUGUCGCCGGGUGGUCGAGCAUGAUCACUCUGAUAUCGAAGUUCGUACAUAACCUCGGUAUCAAUCAGCUCCUUCUUACCGUCCUCGGUUUCGUCGUCGGUCUCGCCCUCAGCUUUCGUAGUUCCACCGCCUAUGAGCGCUACAAUGACGGUCGCAAAUACUGGGCGCAACUCACUCUCACAUCUCAAAACCUCGCACGCUUGAUCUGGAUCCACGUCGACGAGCGACACGAAAAUGACGCCGAGCUCGGUAAACAAGACCUUCUCGCGAAGAUCAAUUGUCUCAACCUGAUUGCGGCCUAUGCCGUUGCGCUGAAGCACAAGCUCCGCUUCGAACCAUACAUGCAUUACGACGAUCUCCAACACCUCGUCGGUCACCUAGACACAUUUGCACGCGACGCCGACCGACCGGAUGACAAGGACAAACGAAACAUCUUCAAGACUGCCGGUCAAUUCCUCGGUCUUCCUAUGGCCGAGUCCAAUCCGCGCAGACUACUCAAACGCUCACGCUUACCACUCGGAAAUCUUCCUCUCGAGAUUCUCAACCACUUGAGCGUAUAUAUGAAGUCCAUCUACGACAAUGGCACCUUCAAAGUCUCCAUCUACCAGACGCAAUCCUUGAACGCCCUCACCACCUUCAACGACGUCCUCACAGGCACAGACCGCAUUCUCAACACACCUUUGCCAAUCGCAUACAGCAUUGCUAUCAGCCAGAUAACAUGGGUGUAUAUUCUGUUGCUACCGUUCCAGCUGUACAAAGCUUUGGACUGGGUGACAAUCCCAGCGAGCAUCUUUGCUGCAUACAUCAUUCUAGGUAUUGCGCUCAUUGGACGCGAAAUCGAGAAUCCUUUCGGCGAAGACGUGAAUGACCUGCCACUUGACGCGUUCUGCCUACAGAUCAGGAAAGACAUCGAUAUCAUCAUGAGCAAGUCAGCGCCGAGCAUUGAAGAAGUGGUCAUGCAUCCUGAUAACCAGCUUCUGUACCCAUUGAGCAACCUGGGUAGCGCAGCGUGGGCGGCGAAGAGUGUUAGUGAAAUCAGGGAUGCCCUGGCAAGCAAGCCUGGACUACACUUCCCGCUAGUUGAGCAUGACGAGCACCCGAAGCCGAGUCACUCGGUAAGCACCGCAGUGCACCGUCGAACAACAAGCGACGAUCGCGCGGAGAUGGGCGAGGCGGGCCAUGGUGGUCAAGGUGCUGGCGCAGGUGAUGGUGGAGACUAACUACGAAACAAGGUUGGUUUCUUGAGAAUUGUGGUAGUCCCAUGCAGAUGAAAGAUUCGACAUUCUUUUGCUAAUCUUGACACGGUC